UUGCGUUGCCGGCUCUGCAGCAGAGAGAGAGGGAGAGGGAUAGAGCAGAGAGAUCUCUGACUGCCGAGUCAGGAUCCAAGAGGACGGAAAAGCCCGUUCGGAAAGCGAGGCAAAGGCACAGCAGGGAAAGUGAAGCGGGGGUUGUCGACAGGCGGAGAGCGCCCCGGAGCAGCGAAACACAGCGCACUGAAGGUCGAGCGGCGUCCGUCCAGCUCCUCGCAUCGAUAUGGAGUUGCCAGCCGCAGGGGAGCACGUAUUUGCCGUGGAGAGCAUCGAGAAAAAGCGCAUCAGGAAGGGUAGAGUCGAAUACCUGGUGAAAUGGAGGGGAUGGUCUCCCAAAUACAACACGUGGGAGCCAGAAGAGAAUAUCCUGGAUCCUCGGCUGCUCCUGGCUUUUCAGCACAGAGAAAGACAAGAGCAGACAAUGGGUUAUCGUAAACGAGGACCCAAGCCCAAACACCUACUGGUUCAGCUACCAGCCUUUGCUCGACGUUCAAAUGUCCCUUCAGAGUUACAGGAUACUUAUGUGGAAGAUGAACGAUCAAAGAGUGAGAUCCAGCAACAGCCUAUCAAACGUCAAUAUCAAUUGAACAGCAAAAAGCUUCAUCAGUACAAGCCCUGUAACACGGAGGAGCAACGUCAACAUCAAGUUACUAAACAUUAUUACCAACUCAACAGCAAGAAACAUCAUCAUUAUCAACCAGAUAUUAUGUACCCCAGUCAGCAAGCUGACUGUCACAGGAGUGAAACUGAACUAAACCAGGAGCAGCACCAGCCCAUUCAGGAACAAGAAACACUACAUAGUUUUAUUAAGAGUGGAAGUCAUACUCGUGUUGGAGGCGUGGAGAAGCCAGUGAUCAAGGAAAUGGAUUCGAAGUCGGGAAGUGGGCCAGAAAUAGCCAAGGAAAGUGUAAAACACAAUGGCAUCAAUGGGAGAAUGAAGAUAGUGAAAAAUAAAAAUAAAAAUGGUAGAAUUGUGAUAGUUAUGAGCAAGUAUAUGGAUAGUGGGAUACAGUCAGCGAAAGAUAAACAUGGUAAGAAUGGGGAUGGAGGGAAUGAGUCAGUGGCAAGCAAAACUGGAGAGCGAGAACUAUGGAUAGUCAAAAAUGGCCAUGGCAAAACUGCCGUGGCAGAGGAGAAAGUAGAGAAGGUUAAGGAUAAUAUUGCAAAUGGGAGGGAAGAGGUAACAAAGACUCCCAAUGUAAACAAAAAGGCAGAGAGUGAAAAAGAUGGUUGUGUUUCAUCGGUGGUGGUGAAAGAGACAGCAGUUUCAGCUCAAGGUAAAAGUUUGAAUGGGGAGGUAUGUGGCACAGAAAGAAAUGAAACAGCAAGUAAGAAAGAGGGGAGAAUGCAAAAGGAACAGUACCCCUUGGAGCAGGAGCAGUGUAACAAACCAAAUACAAUGCGAUGGUCCUGUGAUUCAGAAGUCCCUAAUAGGGAUAGGCUUUACUCCAAUCUACCCCAUUCUAGAAAGCGGUAUCUGUCAGAACCCAUCGUGGACAAUGAGGCCAAAAAACCAAUGACAUGUAGAAGCAUCAGUGUCCCAGGCAGUGCGGUCCAGCUGGAGCAAGAAGACCUAAUGGAGGCAGAUGCAGUCGAUUGCUAUCGAAAUGUGGGAAUCGAUGGCAUUUUGGACUCAAAUCCUGAACAGCCCAUUGAUCUGAGCUGCGUCAAGUCCAGGCCAGUGCCUGAGAAGGCAACAGCACAGCAGGUGGAGGUUGGGGAGAAAGAAGAAUCAGUGAAAGGUGAUCAGCAAUAUCCCUGGACUGGACUCAAACCUUAUCUUGGAAAUCUGAUUAUCACAGAUGUCACAGCAAACUGCCUCACAGUUACAUUUAAGGAAUAUGUAACUGUGUGAAGGAGACUUAAUUCAGUCCAAGAAUUCAUGUAGAAUAAAGCAUAAAUCAUUAGAGUCAAUGCACUCUUUAUCCCAAAUCUUCAUUCUUUAAACUGAACAGCUUAUAUGUAUGAAAAUGUAUUUAUAAAUAGGCACAUUUAAUAAGUAGAAAUAUGUUUCUGAAGCCAGACUGGAAGACUGGCAAUAAAGGGCACUCGAACCUGCUUUCUUAAAUUUGGAUUUUUAAUUUUUUUAAGCAAAAAUUUAUGAUCUAACACUUAUUUACUAAAACCAUAUUAAAAAUGUUUGAUACUUUAUUUCUUUUUUUAAUUAUCGAUGAUUAAUAUUUGUGAUAAUAUGUGUGCUAUUUAAAUGUGCAGAUGCCUUGUACUUCCUGUCUGAUAUUUCCAAGGCUAAUGAGCUUGUGCUGCUAUUAUAAAUUUGUAUUUUUUUUGUGCUUGAAUGUAAAUAUGUGAAAACGCUUUUAAGGAAACGUAUUCACUGUUGCAAUAGGGCGACAGUUAGUAAUAUAAAGGAUGAAUGUUGAUGUUUUGUAUCCAAGGCACGCCAUUUUUGAUCUGGCGUUUAUUACUACCAGCUGAACAGUGAAUAGAAAUUCUAAGAAACGAACUUGAGUCAUAUUACUAAUUUGUGGCGCUCAUUGUAAAAUUAAUAUGCAGUCGUUGUGAAGUUACUCUCCCCAAGUACAUUGGUACUGUUUUUAAGUGAGUAAAAUGAUGAAUCUCUGGAGCUGCCUUUGAAAUCUU
Mobula hypostoma (lesser devil ray) is the source of this 2604-nucleotide messenger RNA. It is a transcript of the gene cbx4, whose product is annotated as chromobox homolog 4 (Pc class homolog, Drosophila). The transcript has 5 exons. Gene Ontology annotation, molecular function: SUMO binding; SUMO ligase activity. Gene Ontology annotation, biological process: negative regulation of transcription by RNA polymerase II; protein sumoylation. Gene Ontology annotation, cellular component: PRC1 complex. NCBI's taxonomy places the organism in Eukaryota, Metazoa, Chordata, Chondrichthyes, Myliobatiformes, Myliobatidae. The record is from RefSeq and is a predicted model, not a curated record. Bases 227 to 1858 code for a protein of 543 amino acids.